This is a messenger RNA of Fusarium sp. VM40, 1068 nucleotides long. NCBI's taxonomy places the organism in Eukaryota, Fungi, Ascomycota, Sordariomycetes, Hypocreales, Nectriaceae. The record is from the annotation of a GenBank genome assembly.
AUGGACGCCGUCGACGUCUCGGAGCACUACGAGGUCAGCUCCCACGAAGAUACACCCUCUCUCCUUUCCAUCAUCCUCGACACGAAUCCACGAGCCUGGUCGUCCAUCAGCAACGUCUUACCGUUGUCGCGUGCCAUCGCAAACAUCCUCGUCUUUGUCAACGCACAUCUCGCUUUCAGUAACGCAAACCAAGUCGCCCUUAUCGCCGCCCACGUCGAUCGCGCACAAUGGCUAUACCCAACACCACCCAAGCCCUCACGCGACGCUUCAGGUGAUGUAGCUAUGAGUGACGCCUCCCAAACGCAGACGUCGGCCAAUAAACUUCCCUCCUUUGCGCAGAUUGAAGCUGCUGUGUUAGCCGGACUUCGAAAGCUCAUGGAUCAGACAAAAGAAGCAGAUCUUUCUUCUCAAACACCACAAAUAUCUGGAGCUUUAACACUGGCUCUAUGUCAUAUCAACAAAGCCGUGCAGGCUCUUUGUUCACCUACGGCCAACCUCGAGGACAGUCACAAGGGGUCCGCCAACACCGCUCCUCCGACCGUCCGCGGCCGCAUUCUCGUUAUAUCUGUCUCAGACUCGGAACCUUCGCAGUACAUCCCUACCAUGAACUCCGUCUUUGCUGCUGCCCACACGCAGGUCAUCAUUGACACCCUUGCACUUACCGGUGAACCGACUUUCUUGCAACAAGCCUGCUAUAACACUGGCGGCACAUACUUGGCUGCCAAACAUCCCGAGGGAUUACUGAACUACCUCAUGUUUGGUCUCAUUGCUGACACAGAAGCUCGCGAGGCGCUUAUCGCUCCAACGCAUGACACAGUCGACUUUCGCGCCGCCUGCUUCUGCCACGGUCGUGUUGUCGAUACUGGCUUUGUCUGCUCGAUCUGUCUCAGCAUAUUUUGCGAGACACCAGAGAACUCAGAGUGUUUUACGUGCGGUACGAAGCUAUCUUUAGGUAAUUAUGGCGCUAAGCCCGCUGUCGUACCUCGUAAGAAGAAGAAGAAGCGGAAAAUUGUCAACGGAGGCUCGCGAGAGGAAACAGGGAGUGCGACAGGGACGCCUCGUCCAUAA